Messenger RNA from Closterium sp. Naga37s-1, 834 nucleotides. The record is from the annotation of a GenBank genome assembly. NCBI's taxonomy places the organism in Eukaryota, Viridiplantae, Streptophyta, Zygnematophyceae, Desmidiales, Closteriaceae.
AUGCACGCUUGUGUGCCCUCUUUGCCCCGUCUACUCUACCUGCUCUCCAUGGCUCCUCUUCUGACAUGUUUCCACUAUUUUGCCACCCCAACCUCACCAGGGCUGGCCACGUGUGGCAAUUGCCCGUCCCUGGCCACAUGCACGCUUGUCUCCUCCACCAGAAAGGCUCCCUACUGCGUCUGCCCUCGUGGCUAUGGCAUGGCCAGCACUGGUUGCGUUGCCGGUGCAAGCAGCCCAGCAGCAGCUCCCCUCAACGGCAGGUGCAAGCAGCCCAGCAGCAGCUCCCCUCAAUGGCAGGUGCAAGCAGCCCAGCAGCAGCUCCCCUCAACGGCAGGUGCAAGCAGCCCAGCAGCAGCUCCCCUCAACGGCAGGUGCAAGCAGCCCAGCAGCAGCUCCCCUCAACGGCAGUUGCAAGCAGCCCAGCAGCAGCUCCCCUCAACGGCAGGUGCAAGCAGCCCAGCAGCAGCUCCCCUCAACGGCAGGUGCAAGCAGCCCAGCAGCAGCUCCCCUCAACGGCAGGUGCAAGCAGCCCAGCAGCAGCUCCCCUUAAUGGCAGGUGCAAGCAGCCCAGCAGCAGCUCCCCUCAGAGCGAAGACAGGUGUUGUUGGUCCAAGUGGAAUCCCCAAGGUGGUGUCCGAAGCGCGCAGCCAAGCAUCAGCAGCUCCUCUCACCCCGAAGGCGGGUGUUGGCGCAAGUGGAAUUUCCAGACCUGCAAUCGGUUUGCCUAUAAGGAGGGGUGCAGCAGGAGUGACGGGAAGUGGCAUUCCGAAGCCAGGCAAGGCAGGUGUUGUGGGAGAGAUGGGAGGAGAGGUGGAGGAAUGUGGUGAGCUGUAA